AUGGCUUCCAAUGAAAUAAAGCCGCGGCAAAGGAACAGGGCUAGGACAGUCAUUGAUCCUUUGUGUACUAUUUGUCACAAGGUCUACAGCGAACCUUUACAAAUGCCUUUUCUGCUCUCUUGCCUUCACUCGUUCUGUAAAAAGUGCCUGCUCAAACACAUUGAUAAAGAAGCAAAAACAGUUGAAGGAAAUAAACACUUCAACUGUCCAACAUGUGGACAGAGGACUGUCGUACCUUCUAAUGAUGAAGAUGCAAGUGCUGGGUUACCUGUCAAUCUGAGACUGAGCCAUUUUGCGGAGGUCACAAGUUACAAUAAGAAAAUGGAAAGCAAAGUGCCUUGUGAAAACUGUCCCAACAAGGGAGCCUCAUACUUCUGUGAGAAUUGCUGCAUGUUCAUUUGUGAUGCAUGCAAUACUGACCAUCAGAGAUGGAGGGAGCUACGAACACAUGAAGUCAUUGAGUUGGAACCUUUGAAGAAGAAGGAAGGACAUUCACUGAAGAUAAAGCAUCCACCACAAAAAUGCCGAGACCACAGGAAUGAAGAGAUGCGGUUCUACUGUCUUGAUGAUCAGGUGUUAGUCUGUAGGGACUGUCUGAUGACUACUCAUGAUGGACACAAGAGAGAAUAUAUUGAGAAAGUUGCCAAGAGUGAGCAAGAAGACCUGAAAAAGGUAAUGCCUGACAUAACCAGUGCCAUCGGUCAACUGGACGAAGCAAUAGCAGCAGGUAAAAAAAUGGAGAAAAAAAUGAAAGCAUCUUCAAAGGAAGCUUUGACCAGGAUUGAUGGUGUGUGUGAGGAUCUAGUGAAAGCAGUGAGGGUGAGACAGGAGAUAUUGCAUGAGAGGUGUAAGGGCAUAGAUAGUGGCAAGGAGGACGUGAUGCGUUCUCAAAUACACGAGUUUGAGAAAUUAAAGAAUGUUUUAAUGUUCCUUGAUGAGACAACGAAUGAUGCCAUUAACAACCACACACCAGAGGAGUUCUUGACAGUUAAGAAAGUCGUUAAAGCACAAGUUACCCGUGUACAGGAUAACUUUAGCCGAUUUCUACUUGACCUUCAAGAAAAUGAGAUAAUGAAUACAUCAUUAGAAGUUGAUUCCAUAAUUGGCUCAAUAGAGUCUCUUGGUUACUUUCCUGGAGUGCCUCAUCUUGAGUGCUGUACCAUUGAAGGAUUAGGAGUACAAGAAGCACUGGUUGGCAAGGAGAGAGUUUUUAAGGUGAUACUACGAGAUGAGAAGAACAAGCCAUUGGAAGGGAACGUCUUGUUUCAGUAUGAGCUGGUCAAUAAAGAUGAUGCUGAUGCACCUCUACCUAAAGUAUCCAUUACACAAUCAGAGAAACAGAAUGAUGGAUGUGCUACACUAUCAAUCACUGUGCUCAACAGUGGUGAGUAUCAACUUAAAGUAAAAAUACGUAAUGCCCCACUGGUUACUACCAAUCCAUUCUGUAUGUGGGCCCAUCCACCACGAGAUUACAAUGAAGUAAAUCCUGAUGCACCCAUUGCAACACUGCCUGUACAGAAACCAGUUUCACGAGGUAUAGCCAUUGAUUAUAGUACAGGUUUGUUGUAUGUAUCAGAUUAUGAUAACCACACAGUAAUGGUACUGCAAGCAGAUGGCAAAGUCUACAAACAGAUUGGCAGCAAUGAUAAUGCUGGAGGUAACCUUUCAAACCCAUGGGGAGUGGUAGUGGCUAAUGAUACUUUAUAUGCAGUCAGUUACAAUAGCCACAAGGUAAAGAUGUAUGCCCUCUCUGGUGACUUCAUAGGAGAGUUUGGAGAAAAUGGCAGCGGUCCAGAGCAAUUUUCUAAUCCACGUGGCAUAGCAUGCGAUAAUGAGGGGCAUCUAUUCAUUGCUGAUUAUAGCAACACUCGUAUACUGAUCCUCACUAUGGAAGGUAAGGCUGUCUCUUCUAUUAACUGCAGAGCCAGACCAGUUGAUGUUGCAGUGAGUGUUAAUGGUUCAAUUCACACAGCUCUUGAUUACAGCAAUGUUAGUGUAUACACUAGAUCUGACAGUGGGGGAUGGAAGGAAACUUUGCAAUAUAGUGUUGGUGCAAACGCAACAGGAAUAUCAAUCGAUAGUGAAGGAUACAAGAUGGUCACACUCAAUAAUAAUACAAUGAGGAUCAUAGUUCCUGAUUCUAACAACGUCGUCAAAACGUGUCCUAAUGUAUCUUAUGGUGUGGCUAGGGAUUCACAAGGCUUCAUUUAUGUUUCACACGUCAACAAGGGAGAGAUACUCAAGUAUUAA
Molecule: messenger RNA, 2250 nt
Organism: Amphimedon queenslandica
Lineage: Eukaryota; Metazoa; Porifera; Demospongiae; Haplosclerida; Niphatidae
Product: tripartite motif-containing protein 2-like
Exons: 1
Coding region: 1-2250 (749 amino acids)
Molecular function (GO): zinc ion binding; protein binding
Source: RefSeq, a predicted model, not a curated record